UAGCCCAUCCCACGUUUUACCCCUUCCCUCUUCUCUGCACCCUUCUCUCAACCCUCACCGCGGCCCCGGCCGCCGCCAUCCCGCCGGACGUGCUCGCCCCCAGCACGGCCUCGUUGCCCUCUAAGCCGACGAUCGCCGCCCGUUCGCCGUCGGCCUCCACCUCGGCCCCGUCGACUCUCCUGGCCGCCGCUCAAGUAUAGAAUGGUUGCACUCAAAGGAGCAGAACUUUUGCUUAAUGGUGAAACAAUGAUGGAUGAUGAUGUGGAAGAUGUUGAUGAUGAAGAAUCAGAAUCAGAGUCUGAAUCUGAACCUGAAGAAGUGGCAUUAGCUGAACCUGCAAAGAAUGCUGUGUACAACAAGGAAGGCCUUCUUGAGAAGCUUAAUGAUAUAUCCUGGCCGGAAAACGUUGAAUGGAUUCACAAACUAACUGUUGAUCAUGAUCCGGAGAAUGAAAUCGAUGUGAAUGACGACCUGGCACGUGAGCUAGCAUUUUACACCCAGGCAUUGGAUGGAACCCGCCAAGCUUUUGAGAAAUUACAGUCUAUGGGGAUCCCUUUUCUUAGGCCUCCAGAUUACUAUGCUGAGAUGGUGAAGUCAGAUGGUCACAUGUUAAAGGUCAAAGGCAAGCUAUUAGUAGAGAAGAAGAAGAUUGAGGAGGCUGAGGAGAGGAAGAAGGCACGGGAGUCCAAAAAGAUAGCAAAAGAGGUCCAGGCCCAGAAGACAAAGGAGAGGGCCAAGCGCAAGAAAGAGGAGAUUGAGUCAGUUAAAAAAUGGAGGAAACAGAGGCAGCAAAGUGGGUUUGCUAGAGGAAAGGAUGAUGAAAUGGAUUUGGCUUUUGAUGCUGAAAUGGACUUUGAGAGGACAAAGAAAAAGAGGCCUGGGGUGGCUCCUGGUGAUAGGUCUGGAGGGUUUGCAAGAAAAAGAGGCAAUGAAAAGGGUAGGAAGAAAAGGGACUCUAGAGAUUCCAAGUUUGGUCAUGGCGGUAGGAAAGGCAUGAAAAAACAGAAUACUGCUGAGACAACAAAUGACUUCAGAGGCUUCAACAAGGGUGAUAUGUUCAAAAAUAAGAAAAGGAAAGGGUGAUGCAGAAAGAGGAUCGUGCUUAAUUUUGCAAUUAAAAUCGAAACAGGAUAUGUGUGUCUGGAAACCUGAGAGCCACUGUAUUGGUGAUAUCUACUUUUUAAAUUUGUCUUGCUUUUAUCAGCUUGUACUCGAACUUAAAAGCACUCAGUAUCUGGGGGCUGCGCAUUAUUAACGCAUGAAGCAUUCUAGAUCUUAAACUAGCAUGAAGGGUCCGGUUAAUAUGAGAUACAAACAUUUAUUGAUAA
Molecule: messenger RNA, 1328 nt
Organism: Phoenix dactylifera (date palm)
Lineage: Eukaryota; Viridiplantae; Streptophyta; Magnoliopsida; Arecales; Arecaceae
Product: rRNA processing protein-like protein
Biological process (GO): rRNA processing; ribosomal large subunit biogenesis
Cellular component (GO): nuclear periphery; preribosome, large subunit precursor; nucleolus
Source: RefSeq, a predicted model, not a curated record